Messenger RNA from Durio zibethinus, 390 nucleotides. The record is from RefSeq and is a predicted model, not a curated record. Lineage: Eukaryota; Viridiplantae; Streptophyta; Magnoliopsida; Malvales; Malvaceae.
AUGGGGAUUUCACAAUCCGCAUCAAAGCGAGUGACCGGCACGUUAACCAACUCGUCCGAGUUCAACUCAGCAUGCGACUCAGCCUACACCCACUGCCUAUCCCUAGCUGAACAAGCCUUCCCCGGAGUCCUCCCUUACCAGCUCUUAACAGCCUCCACCCAACUCCAUCAAACCCUCACUUCCCUCCACCCCCACCCUCUUAUUCUACGCUGGGUCCCUUGCCCUCCCACUCGCUCCCAAGUCGACUCAGCCUUCCGAGUCAUAACUGGCCAUCAACAUAAUCCCCGGAACGAUGAAGAAGAGCUGGUCCUCGGCUCGACCCAGUUCAGGGAAUGGGCAGUGGUGUUAUUCGCCGAUGACAUAGUGGGAACGCCGGCGAGGCAGUUUUGA